This is a messenger RNA of Frieseomelitta varia, 5209 nucleotides long. RefSeq names its product single-stranded DNA-binding protein 3 (gene Ssdp). Gene Ontology annotation, biological process: positive regulation of transcription by RNA polymerase II. The record is from RefSeq and is a predicted model, not a curated record. Gene Ontology annotation, cellular component: nucleus. Gene Ontology annotation, molecular function: protein binding; single-stranded DNA binding. The transcript is spliced from 15 exons. The coding region runs from base 405 to 1760 and encodes 451 amino acids. NCBI's taxonomy places the organism in Eukaryota, Metazoa, Arthropoda, Insecta, Hymenoptera, Apidae.
AAGGAAGGAAGGAAGGAAGGAAGGAAGGAAGGCUUGGAGGUUGGAGAACUUAAAGUGAACUUCAGUUACGAAGAGGACAGAGACAAAGAAUACAAGUGGCUGGUCUGCGAACGAUGACGACGCUCGUUCGUUCCACGGUCAUGCGUCCACAAUUCGCCGAGCCAUGAUGCGAGAAGACAGUGAAUAUAUUAUUUCCGGUGGUCUCGGCGCUGAUUACAACGUUUCUUCCAUUAAGGCGAGCAGCGAAAAGUCCUUAGGAUCCGAGAAAACUGUAUAUUACCGCGAGCUACGUAAAUAGAAGCUGGUGCAGGACUUACUUGCGGGAACAGUGUCAGGAUAACGUCUGUCUGUUAAACGAAAAACGGUGGUUCUGUUUACACUGGAAAAAUUGACAGUUUUCGAGAAUGUACGCAAAGGGAAAGGGGACUACGGUGCCCUCGGACUCUCAAGCGAGAGAAAAGUUAGCCCUCUAUGUGUACGAAUACCUACUGCAUGUUGGCGCACAAAAGGCAGCACAGACAUUUCUGUCAGAGAUACGGUGGGAAAAAAAUAUUACUCUUGGCGAACCACCUGGAUUUUUGCAUUCUUGGUGGUGUGUAUUUUGGGACUUAUAUUCAGCGGCACCAGAACGAAGGGACUCCUGUGAACAUAGCAGUGAAGCCAAAGCUUUCCAUGAUUAUGGUUUUGUGAACAGUGGUUAUGGUGUUAAUGGCAUUGCUCAUAAUGCUGGUCCAGCGCCUUCUCCCAUAGGACAAAUGCCACCCAAUGAUGGUAUGCCCGGUGGUCCAAUGCCUCCAGCUUUUUUUCCAAACAACUCUACAAUGCGACCAUCUCCGCCCACACACCCCUCAUCACAGCCAUCCCCCCAGCACCCCCAGCCACCCCCGCCUCCACACUCGCAGAUGAUGUCCACUCAGUUUAUGGGUCCUCGGUAUCCCGCUGGACCAAGACCCGGAGUACGUAUGCCACAAAUGGGAAAUGACUUUAACGGGCCACCUGGACAACCAAUGAUGCCAAAUAGUAUGGAUCCAACUAGGCAAGGCGAAGCUGGAGAAUUUGUAGGGUGGCAAGCUCCUCCAGGCAUGAAUCCCAUGAACCCAAGGAUGAAUCCUCCACGAGGACCAGGGAUGGGCCCAAUGGGACCUGGAAGUUACGGGCCUGGAAUGAGAGGACCACCUCCUAACAGUAGUUUGGGUCCAGGAGGUCCAGGAGGUCCCGGCAUGCCUCCAAUGAGUAUGGCUGGACCAAGUGGUAGACAACAGUGGCAACCUAAUACGUCAACGCCGAUGAAUUAUUCAUCAUCGUCACCGGGUAAUUAUGGGGGACCACCUGGUUCAACAGGUCCUCCAGGCCCAGGUACACCAAUUAUGCCCAGCCCGCAAGAUAGUAGUAAUAGUGGUGGCGAAAACAUGUAUACCAUGAUGAAACCUGUACCUGGAGGAAAUAUGCCUGGUGACUUUCCAAUGAGCGGUGGGCCAGAAGGUGGUCCGAUGGGUCCUAUGGGACCGAAUACGAUGGGUCCCGUGCUGAAUGGUGAUGGCCUCGAUGGAAUGAAAAACAGUCCAGCUAAUGGCGGUCCGGGAACACCACGGGAAGAUAGUGGAAGUGGAAUGGGAGAUUAUAAUUUGGGUGGUUUCGGAGGACCUGGAGAAAAUGAUCAAACUGAGUCAGCAGCUAUACUCAAGAUCAAGGAGAGCAUGCAGGAAGAGGCAAAGAGGUUUGAAAAGGAUUCAGAUCACCCCGAUUAUUACAUACAAUAACUCGUCACGAGUCGAAUUUGGGCCCUGAGACCAAAUUAACGUUUUAAGAGAAACAAAAACCGACUCCCCUCUUUUUCUCACCUUUCUCUCUCUUUCUCUCUCUCUAUCUCUAUCUCUCUGUCUCUCUGUCUGUCUAUUUUCCUUAAAUCCGACUCUCCUGACUGCACUUAUACUCCUUCCUUUCAGAACCCCAAUCUCCUGCAAGUUCGAGUCGAGGCACUUGAAAGCGGUAUAAAGAAAAAAAAGUGAAAAAAAAAAAAAUUGUAAAAAAAAAAGAACGUUGAGCUCCUCGAGGAAAGUGCACCAGAAUAUUAUCGUAUAUAAGGAUUGAAAAAGAAAAAAAAAAGAAAAGAAAAGUGUGUUUCUCCUUUUGUGAAAGCGAAGAGGGGGAAAGGAUUACGGAAAGGACCUAACCUUUUUAACGUAGAGCAGUUGGUCGUGAACCUUCGGGGAACGUUGUUGUCGUCACGUAAGACCUCUCGUGAUUUCGCGUUGACGUACACUCUUAAGGAAACAUGGCGUCGCGGUAACACCGUGUCGUCUAACACGAACAUCGAGUCGAUCGAUGACGGUCGUUUUCUUUUGUAGGUGGUCACGGGUUCAAGAUGUUUCGAGCGUCUUUCGAGUAUCGUGUUGAGGUUAUGAAACAACCCCAGUGGCUGUGCUUCCACGCAAAAUGGUCCACGUCGUGAUAAAAUUUUUACGCCGUUACGAACGAACUCGGUUACCGCAAAACGGUGAAAUCUCAACGCCGACAAAUACAAAUUUUGUUAUCGCCAGAGGUGACGGAUAGAAAUUUUACUGUGAAAACAGUUGUAGAUUGAGAACAAGCCGAGUUCAGGGGACCUGGGAAAUCCACCCAUUCAGAAGAUACGGAAUCUUACAAUUACUGAACACAAAGAAAAUAAUGGAGAGCGAUAUGAAAGUCUCGGAAGUAACUCAAUGGAGAUAAGAACAAAAAAAAGAUGAGCAAAAGAAAAGAAAAGAAAAAAAAAAAAAAGAUGUUUUAUCUAGCACGGUAUACGUGUCUUUAUCGCAUUUUUCUUUAUCUUUCAUACGCUAGAUUCCGUAUCAUCCGAAUAAAUUUCCCAGGAGUUUGAGAAAUUUUACAGUUUUGAUCCCGAUGCGGGCCAUUAACAUGGAAGGACAGAACCGUUUCGUUAAUUUGUACAAAGUCUCUGCUACCACGCGUUAAUUAUCGAAGCAUGUUACAUUUUUCCCCGCCCCUUUUCGAGAAAUGAAAAUUGCGUGCUUUCGUUUUCGAGUUAUUCGACUUAACGCUCGAUCACGUUACACCCGCAAGUCACACAAGUGGACUCGUUUUGACGUCGUUUCCCUUUCCUCUCAAGUCGCCCCUCCUACUCCUGCAUAAGAAACCCGGUUUCGUUUCCGAGAAACGGGAAGAGACAAAUGCAAAAAAGAAAACAGAAAGGUAAUAAGUGCUUCCUUAUUGGUCCUAAGUUGAUAGAAAACCAUAUAUUUUUUGUACAGUUCGAGGAACAGUUUGAGCGGUAAAACGGGGUGAUUUUUUUACAAACGAGAAUAGCAUUUCCCCCCCCCCCCCCUCCCCCCGCUCCUCUCCUCUUCCUGUUCGCCCUUCAGUUUCACCAACUAGACGUUUUCAUGGAGUAUACUUGAGUGACGUUUCAUCGGUUCCCUCGGUGAAUAGUUUCAACGUAUAAAAUUGAAAAGAAAAAAGGAAAACUAAAUGAAUGAAGUAACCGUUACGAGAUAAAUCUGACGCAAGGGAAAAAGAUAUUCUUCCCGUACAUAUCUGUUUGUGUGUUGCGAUUCCAGUUCUCGAUGACGCACGUCGAGACGGAAAACACGCUCUGUUGAUAUCAGUUCAAUUUUGAUACAAAUGUUGUGUAGAUUCCCCUGACAGGCGCGUCGAAACUAGAUCUUCGUUUCCCGCGAUCGGGAAAUAUUUUUUUUCGAAACGAUCCUCGAAGCGAGAUCGAUCGAUACGAGAUAGGGAAAAAAAAAGAUUCGAGAUGAGAGAGAACUUACCACCAGAUUUAUAGCGUAGCACGUUCUAAGAUGAUAGAUGAUUCGCUGCAUCUUGGCCCGUAUUAUAAUAUCGCUAUUAUUUAGAUAAAAAAGAUAUUAGUAUCUUUCUUUUUUUUUCUUUUUUUCCAAGUAAAAUUUCGAUGUCGUACAUUUUAUUUAUGCAACGAAUUUAAACUAAUUACGGACACGCACGUUGUACGUGCCGAAAUGUAAAUACUUGUUAAAUUAGUACAAACAUCGAGAGAUAUUAAUUUGCCAACAGUUCGUUGGAAACGCGACUGAUCGAUCCCGCGCAAGAUUGUACGUCAGCGCAAGCGAUCUGCGAGCACAAAUACCUACCUGUACUCGUUUUCUACCGUGGCAUCGUUCUACGGUCAGAUCUGUCUGGCUAUUCCUUCCGAAAGAAAGAAAGAAAGAAAGAAAAAAAAGAAAAGAAGCAUCAAUAUCUUCCAUGAUCAUACACGUAUACAUACAUACCUGAGAGAAGAGAUCCACAUGCGAGAGCGCAACGCCUUUGUGCUUCUUUUUCCUGUCAGUUUACGAAGAAUGCGAUUUAGAAAAAAAACAGAAGUCCCCCCGAUAGAUGUUGGUGUUGUUAGAGAGUGGUAUCCACGACACGCGCGGGACAGAGGAGAAGUGGGUUUUUAAUUUAUUUACAAGAGGGGAUAAGGAACUAGAUACAUAUAUCGUUCGAUCGUGUCGUGUAUAGAGCAUGCAGCAGUGCUACGCUAACUGACCCGAGGAGGAUUUUAGUCCCCUCAGCGUCGCUAUUAUCCACCGAUUUUGCGGAAUUUCGAAGAAUUUCUCUCUUAUUGUAGCAGUCCUCGCGUAACUGACCAACUGUCGGGACUCAGUCAGUCAAGCGAUAUGGCGGUAUUGCAGGAAUUGACAUCGAAAGAAAGAGUGGGGAUGAGCAUCAACCAAUAGGCGUUACGUUUCACGCGGCCGCGUCUAUAAGGUAGCGUAGAGUGGGGGUAGUCCCAAUUCCUGGAAUUGGUGGGGGGGUAAGCGCAACGGUCAGUUACGAGGGGACUGCUGUACUUGAUGUGCGUGAAGUAAGCCACUAUACCGGUUAAUCAAUAUAUCUCGUUCAAUAGAGGAAAAGAGAAUGCCUGGAGAUCCAUUUUAGAAGUGUAUCCUCAUCGAUAACUAGUUAUGUAUGUAUGUAACUAAUCGAAAACCUGAUUCGUGGCCAAUUAGCGGAGCUACUGCUCGGUACACAGACGAAAGACGAAAACGACGCUGCAAAAGUCAGUCAGACGUGAUCGUAAACGUCGAAAGCGACGAUCUUUACAACGCAUCCGCGUUUAAGGAAGGAUUUUUCACGGGCAUUGUUAACAGUCGAUAAAGUCGUUGCAAUCACGUCGGUGGAUCAGAUUUUUAUUUAGCUUGAGAAGCGCACAGUAACUGAAAGGCUGCAGUAGCAUUAUUUCCGAGAG